Messenger RNA from Sinocyclocheilus anshuiensis, 4226 nucleotides. Its product is annotated as collagen alpha-2(XI) chain-like. Gene Ontology annotation, molecular function: extracellular matrix structural constituent. The record is from RefSeq and is a predicted model, not a curated record. The transcript is spliced from 57 exons. Gene Ontology annotation, cellular component: extracellular matrix. Bases 39 to 4178 code for a protein of 1379 amino acids. NCBI's taxonomy places the organism in Eukaryota, Metazoa, Chordata, Actinopteri, Cypriniformes, Cyprinidae.
AGGGAGAGAAGGGAGACCCUGCUGUCCUUGAACCUGGCAUGUUGAUUGAAGGACCACCUGGACCAGAAGGACCAGCAGGUCUCCCUGGCCCCGCUGGCCCCCAAGGACCCCCUGGUUCUGUAGGUGAUCCUGGUGAGAGGGGUACUACUGGUAAGGCUGGUCUUCCUGGAGCGGACGGUGUCCCAGGACCUCCUGGAACUUCUGUCAUGCUUCCUUUCCGUUUUGGACAGAGUGCUGGCGAAAAAGGGCCCAUUGCCUCAGCACAGGAGGCCCAAGCUCAAGCCAUCCUGUCUCAGGCUCGGUUGGCUCUGAAAGGCCCACCAGGGCCAAUGGGUUUCACCGGCCGUCCAGGACCUUUGGGAACAACUGGAAGUCCUGGCUUAAAGGGAGAAAGUGGGGACCAUGGACCUCAGGGCCCCAGAGGUCCUCAUGGAUUGUCUGGUCCUCCUGGUAAAUCUGGUCGGAGGGGUCGUGCUGGUGCAGAUGGAUCCAGAGGGAUGCCAGGAGAGCCCGGAGUUAAGGGUGACCGUGGCUUUGAUGGCCUUCCUGGUUUGCCUGGUGACAAGGGUUAUCGUGGUCAAACUGGAGGAAUGGGACCCCCAGGACCCCCUGGAGAGGACGGAGAAAGGGGAGAUGAUGGAGAUGUUGGACCUAGAGGUCUUCCCGGUGAAGCGGGGCCCCGUGGGUUGCUGGGGCCUAAAGGGCCUUCUGGACUUCCUGGACCUCCUGGUGUUCGUGGAAAUGAUGGUCCACAUGGUCCAAAAGGAAACUUGGGGCCUCAAGGAGAGCCUGGACCUCCAGGGCAGCAGGGGGCUCCAGGAACACAGGGAAUGUCAGGUCCACAGGGUCCUCUCGGACCACCAGGAGAGAAGGGACCCACAGGAAAGCCAGGUCUGCCAGGAAUGCCCGGAGCUGACGGUCCUCCUGGUCAUCCCGGAAAGGAAGGCCCCAUUGGAACCAAAGGAAAUCAGGGUCCUAAUGGUCCUCAGGGGUCUAUUGGCUAUCCUGGCCCUCGGGGAGUGAAGGGAGCUCAAGGUAUCCGUGGAUUGAAGGGCCAUAAAGGAGAGAAGGGAGAGGACGGAUUCACUGGAAUCAAAGGAGACUUUGGUGUGAAGGGAGAGAGGGGAGAGGUGGGAGUGCCUGGCUCAAGAGGAGAGGACGGUCCUGAGGGCCCGAAGGGUCGUGUCGGUCCCCCUGGUGAAAUUGGUCCUAUUGGCCUGCUUGGAGAGAAGGGCAAACUUGGUGUGCCUGGACUUCCUGGAUAUCCCGGAAGGCAAGGAAUUAAGGGCUCCCUCGGUUUCCCAGGAUUCCCUGGUGCAAAUGGCGAGAAAGGUGCAAGGGGUUUGAUUGGAAAACUUGGACCAAGAGGACAGAGAGGGCCAACAGGUCCCAGAGGGCAGAGAGGACCCCGUGGGUCAACAGGAAAAUCAGGUGCUAAGGGCGGAUCGGGCAGUGACGGGCCUCCUGGACCACCUGGGGAGAGAGGACUAACUGGACCUCAAGGUCCAAAUGGAUUCCCUGGGCCGAAGGGACCUCCUGGACCUCCAGGGAAAGAUGGACUGCCUGGACACCCUGGACAAAGAGGCGAAGUUGGUUUCCAAGGCAAAACUGGACCACCUGGGCCACCGGGAGUUGUUGGACCACAGGGUCCCUCUGGUGAGACUGGUCAGCUGGGUGAGCGUGGUCACCCAGGACCCCCAGGACCACCCGGUGAGCAAGGUCUUCCUGGGCCUUCUGGUAAAGAGGGAACCAAAGGAGAUCCCGGUCCCUCCGGCGGCCCCGGAAAAGACGGACCCCCUGGACUGAGAGGAUUCCCAGGAGAGAGAGGACUGCCAGGAACUCCAGGCACUGGAGGACUGAAAGGAAAUGAAGGCCCUGCUGGACCACCUGGACCUGCUGGAUCUCCUGGGGAGAGAGGAGCAGCUGGCACUGCAGGUACUGUCGGCCCGCCUGGACGACCUGGACCUCAGGGGCCUCCUGGAGCUGCGGGAGAAAAAGGAGUGCCAGGGGAGAAAGGUCCAAUUGGUCCAGCUGGUCGUGAUGGCAUCCAAGGUCCAGUUGGCCUCCCAGGCCCUGCUGGACCUCCAGGUACUGCUGGAGAGGAUGGAGACAAGGGUGAGGUUGGAGAGCCAGGACAAAAGGGCGGUAAAGGAUCCAAGGGAGAACAUGGUCCUCCUGGUCCACCCGGGCCAAUGGGUCCUGUUGGACAGCCUGGUGCAGCUGGUGCUGAUGGUGAGACAGGUGCAAGAGGUCAACAGGGACCAUUCGGCGCUAAGGGAGAUGAAGGGACAAGAGGAUUCCCUGGGCCUCCAGGCCCUAUUGGACUGCAGGGUUUACCAGGCCCAGCUGGAGAAAAAGGAGAGACAGGAGAUGUUGGGCCAAUGGGUCCUCCUGGUCCGCCAGGUCCACGUGGUCCAGCUGGUCCUAAUGGUGCUGAUGGUCCUCAAGGUCCUCCAGGAGGUUUGGGUAAUCCAGGUCCCAUAGGAGAGAAGGGUGAGCCUGGUGAAUCUGGACCACCUGGUGUUGGUGGAGAGCCAGGAAAAACAGGCCCGAGAGGAGAGCGUGGUGAGAAGGGAGAGGCUGGGCAGCCGGGCACCUCUGGUCCUGCUGGUGGAAAAGGACCCCCCGGAGAUGAUGGACCCAAAGGAAACCCCGGUCCCGUUGGUUUCCCUGGUGAUCCUGGUCCCCCUGGUGAAGUUGGACCACGAGGCCACGAUGGUGCAAAGGGUGAAAGAGGAGAGGAUGGAGAACAAGGAGAAGCUGGUUCACCGGGACCAACUGGUGAGAACGGACCACCUGGACCUCCAGGAAAGAGAGGUCCUCCAGGCACAAGGGGACCAGAGGGUCGUCAGGGAGAGAAAGGAAGCAAGGGGGAUUCAGGUGCCCUGGGCCCUCCAGGAAAGACUGGCCCCGUGGGGGCACAGGGUCCACCAGGAAAACCAGGAACUGAGGGUCUAAGAGGGUUGCCUGGAACAGUGGGUGAGCAAGGCGCUCCAGGUGCUGCUGGCCAGAAGGGACCCCCUGGACCAAUGGGUCCUCCAGGUUUGCCAGGUCUUCGUGGUGACCCCGGCGCUAAGGGUGAGAAGGGACAUCCAGGUAUGCUCGGUCUGAUCGGGCCUCCAGGAGAACAAGGAGAGAAGGGAGACCGAGGCCUGCCGGGACCUCAGGGAUCAUCAGGACACAAGGGAGAAACGGGUAUGCCUGGAGGAACGGGUCCUCUUGGUCCUGCAGGUCCUGCUGGUAUGCCUGGUCCGAGGGGUAUCAAAGGAGCUAAAGGUGCCACUGGUGGAGCUGGUCCUAAAGGAGAAAAAGGUGUACAAGGACCACCAGGACCACCUGGACCACCUGGUGAUGUCAUUCAGCCGCUGCCUAUUCAGUUCCCUAAGAAGUCCAAGCGCUCCAUCGACGCCAGUAAGAUGCUCUCUGAGACUGAGGCUGCCGAUGCCACGGGCACAGAGUUCCUGACCGCCAAUGAAGGUAUGGAGGAGAUCUUCAGCUCGCUCAAUUCCCUGCGCCAGGAGAUCGAGAGCAUGCGCUUCCCGCUGGGAACACAGGAAAGCCCCGCCCGCACCUGCCAGGACCUCCACCUCAGCCAACCAGAUCUGAAAGAUGGCGAGUACUGGAUUGAUCCAAAUCAAGGCUGCGCCCGGGACUCGUUCAAGGUUUACUGUAACUUCACUGCCGGGGGAGAGACGUGCUUGUAUCCCAGCAAAGCAGUAGAGAAUGUGAAGAUGAACACUUGGCCAAAGGAGAAGCCUGGGUCCUGGUUUAGUCAGUUUGCAAAGGGCAGCAAGUUUUCAUAUGUUGACUUGAGUGGAGAGCCCGUGGGUGUUGUCCAGCUGGGAUUCUUGCGGUUGCUCAGCGUUCAGGCCCGUCAAAACCUGACCUACCACUGCCAGCGAUCAGUGGCCUGGGCGGACCUCACGAGCGACAGCGGGUACCAGAGGGCGCUACUCUUCCAGGGUACCAACGAUGAAGAGCUCAGUUACGAGACCAGUCCCUACAUCAAAGCCCUCACCGACGGCUGCUCUUAUCGUAAAGGCUUGGACAGGACAGUGCUGGAGGUGAACACACCUCAGGUGGAGCAGCUCCCUCUGCUGGACAUCAGGAUCUCAGACUUUGGGGAGGACAAUCAGAAAUUUGGCUUUGAAGUGGGACCUGUCUGUUUCCUGGGAUAAACACACACAUGCUGAGGGCAAGGAGAAUACAAUCACCAAUACAACACA